CGCUCGCAACUUCAAACCAAGCAAUAACACCCCGUAUCUACCUCCAGAGGUAAGCCUGGAAUUACUAGCGCUACGUUAGCGUAUUCAAGCUAAUAUUAUUUAUACAAAAGUCUGCUAAUAACAAUGUAGACUUAAAUCGGGGGUUGUGUGCAUGUUGUGACAUUCAAACGCUGGUAUUUGUAUAUUUUAUUGCUUUCCCUCUCGCCAGGCAUUUUUUUAUUCUUCUGACUUGUCUUUGAACCGGCAGUGACACGUAGCUAGUAAAGUAAAUGCAAAAUGAAUGAGGUGAAUGUGUUAGGCUAACAUUAGCAAUCUAACAUUUGCUGCUGCAUUUUUUUUCUUUUCUUCUUUUCACAUAAGUUUUGAAUUCGUAAACCCAUCGUGUAUUUAAUUAAAAGCCGCUUGCUGUAGUUUGCUAGUAUUUUGCUAGCUAGCAGAAGAGGAACAGCUGUGUUUGUAAAUAUCUAACAGGGGGAGGGGGUGUGUACUCGGUCGACCCAUGUCGAGCUAAUGUUACUAUUUUGACCUGACAUUCACUCAGCUAAGGACUGUGUUACUACACAGUAACGAAAUAUUACUUGGAUCACUUGAUUAUAACGGCUGAAGAGGGAAAUAUAGAGUACAAGCUGAAGCUGGUGAACCCCACGCAAUACCGCCUUGAGCACCUGGCUACACAGAUGAAAUGGCGACUGCAGGAGGGUCGAGGUGAAGCUGUUUAUCAAAUAGGUGUUGAGGAUAAUGGCAUGCUGGUGGGACUAUCAGAGGAAGAUAUGAGAACAUCGUUGAGGACCCUCCAUAAACUGGCAGAGAAGGUUGGAGCCGACAUUGCUGUUCUCAGACAAAGAGAGGUGGACGAUGACUCUGAUGUGCCUCGUAAGAUUGCAGAAGUUCUCAUUCGUAAGGUGCCAGAUGACCAGCAGUUCCUGGACCUGCGAGUAGCGGUGCUGGGUAAUGUGGACUCUGGCAAGUCCACUCUGUUGGGUGUUUUGACACAGGGUGAGCUGGACAAUGGACGGGGGCGAGCAAGGCUCAACCUCUUUAGACAUCUACAUGAGAUCCAAACUGGACGCACUUCAAGUAUAAGCUUCGAGAUUCUUGGCUUCAAUAGCAAAGGAGAGGUUGUGAAUUACAGUGAGUCUCGGACAGCAGAGGAGAUUUGUGAGAGUGCUUCUAAAAUGAUAACAUUCAUUGAUCUUGCGGGUCACCACAAGUACCUGAAGACCACCAUCUUUGGCCUCACCAGCUACUGUCCGGAUUUCGCUAUGCUGGUCGUCAGCGCAAAUACCGGCAUUGCUGGAACAACACGGGAGCAUCUCGGACUUGCCAUGGCCCUGAAGGUGCCCAUCUUCAUUGUCAUCAGUAAGGUUGACCUCUGUACGCGGUCCACAGUUGAGCGCACUGUGCGGCAGUUGGAGCGUGUCCUGAAGCAGCCGGGCUGCAACAAGGUGCCCAUGGUCGUUAGCAGUACGGACGAUGCUGUCACAGCAGCGCAGCAGUUCGCCCAGUCACCCAACAUCACACCUAUCUUCACAGUAUCCAGUGUGUCUGGAGAAAGUCUAGACUUGCUCAAGGUCUUCUUCAACAUCAUCCCUCCUCUCAGCAACAGCAAGGAGCAGGAAGAGCUUAUGCAACAGCUAACUGAGUUUCAGGUGGAUGAAAUCUACACAGUGCCAGAGGUGGGGACUGUGGUUGGAGGCACUCUUUACAGUGGUAUUUGCCGUGAGGGAGAUAAUCUUGUAGUAGGGCCCACAGACUCGGGCCAAUUCCACAAGCUCACCAUCGGGAGCAUCCAAAGAAACCGUUCAGCAUGCAGGGUACUCAGGGCCGGCCAGGCUGCCACACUAGCUCUGGGCGACUUCGACCGCUCGCUACUACGCAAGGGCAUGGUGAUGGUGAGUCCAGAGAUGGAUCCUACCAUCUGCUGGAUGUUUGAGGCUGAGAUUGUGCUGCUCUUCCAUGCCAAGACCUUCCACAAGGGCUUCCAGGUCACUGUGCACAUUGGCAAUGUGAGACAGACCGCUACUGUGGAAGCUGUGUACGGCAAGGCGGAGCUGAGGACAGGGGAGAAAGCAGUGGUUCUCUUCAAGUUCAUCAAGCACCCAGAAUACCUGAAAGUGGGAGCUAAGGUGCUCUUCAGAGAGGGCGUGACUAAAGGUAUCGGCCACGUCACCAAGGUGCAGUCCAUCGCCCACUACCGGCCAUCCCAAAGCGACGACGAUGAAGCCUAAAGUUACUUGGAGUAAACAACAGAAAACCCCGUCCCAUCCAAAAACAAGGUGCUUUAUAAACAACCACCUGCUUUCUCCAAAGGCCACCCUGUCCCGUUCCUUGCACAGUAAAUCCCUGUCACAGGAGAUUGUUGUUGUAUCAACAUUUUCCCAAGCCUUGUUGUCACCACCCACCUCAUUUGUCACAUUCAGCCUUUUAUAUAACUUAAAUAGUUUGAAGAGUGUUGCUUUUCACGGCACUGAUAAGAGGAAACCCCUCAGCCACCUCUUUAACACAUUCACUUAUCAACAUUUACCAAAGUGAUAUGAGUGUCAAGAAUACACAGCUGCAAGUGGCAACUAGGAAAUUGCUUACACACAUCUACAUUGAAGUGCUGCCUUCAGAGUUUACACCUACAUGCACUCCUAACAGAAAAAAAGAUGCUUACACAGACUUGCACUGAAACAUAAAUGCCAGUGUUGGUAUACCUUUGACUGAUCAUUGUUUACAAGCAGUAUGAGAUGCUUGGACAUUAAGGUGUAACAUCUAUCACCAGUGUAACUGUUUUUAUCACUCAAUGGCAGCUUGUCUGUUCAACCAGCAUUGUGCCUGACUGAAGAGGACAUGCCUCACUGUAUCUUAAUACUCUUAAAUCAUACCCUUUUCUUAUUUAACCGCUAAUUAAUUAUGUAAGACAAUAGUAAAAGCAUUGAGAUACAUAUGUGGCACUCGGACACAGCUUGUCAGUUGUAUAUAAGCUAAGCCACCUUUCUUCAAGCUAUAAUAUUGCUGACAAUGGCACUUUAUGAAGGUAAAGGAAAGCGUUGCGAGGUAUGCAAAGUCACAACAUGACCCAGUUUGUUUGUCAGCCUGCCAAGAUAACCUCACACUGGCAAUCACCUUUUAAGUGGUUUUGUGAUGUCAAACGUCUUUGAGAAUUAUGUUUUUUAUUCACAAGUAAUGCCUCACGAUAGCGCAGCGGGACGGUAAUGAUCUCGCUGCCUGUCCUUUAAGUGCUUUAGUUACUCAGGUCAGUUUAGAUAUUAGACAGCAUUCCACUCUCACAGAACUACUCCAGUGGAGGUUUCUGUUGCUGACUUGGGGGGAGGGAAGGGAGGUUUAAGGAAAAAAGAAAGACAAGGGUGUUUCUCCCAAAGAGAUAUUUGAUUAUGGAUUAUAAAAUAUGUGAAGCUGCCUUCUGAUGCAGCUUUGUUUUGAAGCAAUUAUGCUUGAGGUACUUGAUGUCGUCUC
Messenger RNA from Centropristis striata (black sea bass), 3459 nucleotides. It is a transcript of the gene gtpbp2a, whose product is annotated as GTP binding protein 2a. The record is from RefSeq and is a predicted model, not a curated record. Gene Ontology annotation, molecular function: GTPase activity; translation elongation factor activity; GTP binding. Gene Ontology annotation, biological process: translational elongation. Lineage: Eukaryota; Metazoa; Chordata; Actinopteri; Perciformes; Serranidae. The transcript is spliced from 12 exons. Bases 678 to 2228 code for a protein of 516 amino acids.